AUGUCAACUCAUCCAUAUCAUAAAGAAUUACAAAUAGCUACUUUAGCAGUUAAAAGAGCUUCAAUAUUGACUAAACAAUUAAGUGAUUCAAUAUCUAAAGAAGGUACUAUAACCAAAGAUGACAAAUCACCAGUAACAAUUGGUGACUUUGCUAGUCAAGCUAUUAUAAAUAACGCUAUCAAAUUGAAUUUUCCUAAAGAUGAAAUAGUUGGAGAAGAAGAUUCAGAAGAAUUACAAAAUAACAAGGAAUUAUCUAACAAAGUAAUGGAAUUGAUUCAAAAUGUACAAAAUGAAACAAAAGAAUAUGAUGAUCAAAUUGGUGACCUUACGAAUAUAGAGUCCGUAUAUAAAAGUAUAGAUUUUGGAGAUUCUCAAGGUGGAUCAAAAGGUAGAAUUUGGGCUCUUGAUCCAAUUGAUGGUACAAAAGGAUUUUUGAGAGGUGAUCAAUUUGCUGUAUGCUUAGCAUUAAUAGAAGAUGGGGAAGUUGUAUUGGGUGUAAUAGGAUGUCCUAAUUUACCAAAAAGUAUAAUAUCAAAUACAAAACAAUCAGGAGUUGUCGGUGGAUUAUAUUCUGCUAUUAAAGGAAUUGGUUCUUCUUAUUCUGAAUUGUUCACACCUGGUUUUGUUGACUUAGAUAAACAAGAACGUAUACAAAUGACUAAUAAUACAUCACCUUCGGAUUUGAAGGUUGUUGAAGGUGUUGAAAAGGGUCAUUCAUCGCAUUCCACUCAAGCUGAUAUAAAAUCUAAAAUUGGUUUUAAUCCAGAUACCGUCAAAGAACAAACAAUAAAUCUUGACUCUCAAGUUAAAUAUUGCACUUUAGCAAGUGGACAAGCUGAUAUAUAUUUAAGAUUACCAAUAAGUGAUAGUUACAGAGAAAAAAUAUGGGAUCAUGCAGCAGGAAAUAUUUUGGUAUAUGAAUCAGGAGGUAAAGUUGGUGAUGUAUAUGGUAAUCCAUUAGAUUUUGGUAAAGGUAGACUUUUACAAUCAAAGGGUGUAAUUGCUGGUAAUGAAAAAAUAUUUGAUAAAGUUAUAGAUGCAGUUAAAGAUGUAUGUAAAUUAUAA
Molecule: messenger RNA, 1065 nt
Organism: Lodderomyces jiufengensis
Lineage: Eukaryota; Fungi; Ascomycota; Pichiomycetes; Serinales; Debaryomycetaceae
Product: MET22
Exons: 1
Coding region: 1-1065 (354 amino acids)
Biological process (GO): sulfate assimilation; phosphatidylinositol phosphate biosynthetic process
Molecular function (GO): 3'(2'),5'-bisphosphate nucleotidase activity
Source: RefSeq, a predicted model, not a curated record